Molecule: messenger RNA, 935 nt
Organism: Rosa chinensis
Lineage: Eukaryota; Viridiplantae; Streptophyta; Magnoliopsida; Rosales; Rosaceae
Product: probable complex I intermediate-associated protein 30
Exons: 8
Coding region: 366-920 (184 amino acids)
Biological process (GO): NADH dehydrogenase complex assembly
Cellular component (GO): chloroplast stroma
Source: RefSeq, a predicted model, not a curated record
UCUCCCAGACACAGACCUCAAUUUUCGCAUCUCUUCCUUCCACGUCUCUUCCCACCGCCAAGUCCCCGUUCACUGGAUUUGCUCCACCACAGAGUCACCGGCCGCGUACCUCCCACCACCACCACCACGACGUUCUGUGCUCCUCUCAUCGAGAUGUCGUGGAUCGAUUGAGCUGCGAAUUAAAGAACAUUGAAGUGGUUGCUGCUCUCAGAGAUUGGGGCCACCGGUUUCAGGGUCUUGAAGUUUCUGAAACCCUUUUGGAGAAAGGUAUCAAGUUCUUUGAACCAGAGGUGGGAAGAAUUGAUUGCUUACAUUCUGUAUCUGGAAUCAAGGGAGAUUUGCCUGAAAAGGUGGAGUACGUUGGGAUGAAAAAUUUGAUUAAUGCUCUAAAACAAAGUGUUGGACUUCAAAAUGGAAAGCUACUAUUUGGAUAUGAAGGUAAUAAUUAUAGGGAAUUGACUUGGGGAGCUUUAGAUGAUGUUGUGAUGGGUGGAGUGAGUGAAAGUACAUUUCUGAUCGACCCAAAUGGCAGUGAAAAUGGUGGACCAACUGGACUUUUUAAAGGAGUUGUUUUUACUGCAUAUAACGGUGGGUUUACAAGCAUCAGAACAAAGAAUCUAUCAACUCCUGAGGAUCUCUCUGCAUAUGAUGGUAUAGAGCUGCGCCUUAAAGGUGAUGGUCGUUGUUAUAAACUAAUUCUUCGGACAAGUGGUCAUUGGGAUACUGUUGGUUACACAGCAGGCUUUGACACCGUAAAAGACCAGUGGCAGACAGUGAGUAUCACAAUGGUCCUCUCAAUUUUUCUCUGGCCAAAUCAAGAAUCACUUGCUAGGUGGUUUGAGCUGCCUCAGCCGAGCUGUCGGGCUUCACACUCACCAGAGGAACAAGAGAGCCAGACUUUUCGACUUUCAGAGAUCUGAGACAAUUAAAUUCGU